Molecule: messenger RNA, 2448 nt
Organism: Manis javanica (Malayan pangolin)
Lineage: Eukaryota; Metazoa; Chordata; Mammalia; Pholidota; Manidae
Source: RefSeq, a predicted model, not a curated record
UUGAAUAAACUCAAAAUGAUAUCCUUGUUCGCUUUUAAAACUUUUGGGUUUUCAUUUCUGUGAUAUCCUAAAAAUCUGUACCAGUUUAAAAGACAAAACUCAAAAGACUUAUUUCUGAAAUCAGUGUUUCUUAUACUGGGGCUGAAGACUUCCGGUUAAAUAUUUUGAGGAGUCUAAAUUGUUUUUUAAAAGGUGUCUGAAUAUGUUUUAAAUGUGAAAGCAUUGACCCAGGGUAUUCAUACUACUAGAGUGAUUACUGUGAGUCUAUAUUGCCAAGACUGGGUUCAUUGAAUAUUGAGUAUUUGUCCUGGUAAACUUCACAUCUAAUGAGGCAGGUAAGUAACCAGGCAAUUACAAUACAGCGUUACAAGGUACUGUGAUAGAGAGGUACAGGGUGCCAGAAGAACUACUAGGAGGAAAAUUUCAUCCAACGUCUGAAGUGAAGAAAAGCUAGAAAUGUAGCCAAGAGGUAAACAAAAGGUGAUUUCGUGAAAAACUAUAAGCCACGUUUACAAGUUUGGACUUUAACCUGGCAACAUAGGCUUAGCAAUACACAUUGGGGAUGAUAUGAGUGCACUCAUCUAAUUUGUACUAGUUACAAAUGGCUUAGACAUAAGACAGCAAAUAUGGAAAUGCAAUUAAGAAAUUGGGGUUUAAGAGAAGUCAGUGGGUUCAAGAAAUACUUAAAAAGUAGAGUGAAUAUAACUUAAAUGGAUGAGGUACGGUGUGAGAGAGGACAGUAAUGAAAUGACUCCCAGUUCCUGGCUUCAGCACCUGGAUGGAUAGCAGUGUACCACCUGAUACAACACAGAAGGAAAAGCAGGAGGGGAAGGGGUUUUCUUACAUGUCUGUUUACCUCAAAAUGAGUGUUAGUUUCACCUUUUUAAGACCUUUUGCCCGAUUUUUGAUGCCAUUUGCCCUUCAUAGGAAGAGAAGGUUUUUAUAUUCAACGAUUCUACAGAGAUACAUGUCUUCCAGAACACCAUCUGUGUCCUAUCCUAAUAAGGAGAAUACAUCACCUUCCAAAGAGCUGGAAUUGGAUGGAUGGAAAAUUACAAUGAAAUCUAGUGUGCAAGAAGAAGGUGUUUCAACAAUCUCAAGUGACAAGGAUGAAGAUCCUCUAGCUGCCACCAAGGAAUUAAUUGAGAUGUGGAGAUUGCUUGGCAAAGAAGUACCCGAACACAUCAGUGAAGAAGAUCUGAAAGCUGUUAUGGAAUGUGUUUCUAAGUCAUCAAAAAAAAAAUAUUUGAAAUAUUUAUAUGUUAAGGAAAACAUGAAAAAAGCUAAGCAAAUAAAAAAGGAAAUAAAAGCAGCAGCAAGGGAAAAAGCAAAAAAAGACCAGCUUCUAGAAACCACUAAGGAAGACAAACAGCAAAACUUUCUCUUUCUACGACUUUGGGAAAGGAAUAUGGACAUUGCAGUGGGUUGGAAGGGUGCCCAGGCCAUGCAGUUUGGGCAGCCUUUGGUUUUUGACAUGUCUUACAAUAAUUAUAUGAAACCAAAAGAACUGCAGAAUACUGUUUCUCAACUUUUAGAAAGUGAAGGGUGCAACAGAAAAAAUGCUGAUCCUUUCCACAUUUAUUUCUGCAAUCUUAAAAUAGAUGGUGAUUAUCAUAGAGAGUUAGUUAAACGUUAUGGAGAAAAAUGGGACAAAUUGCUUUUAACAGCAACAGAAAAAUCUCACACAGAUUUAUUUCCAAAGGACAGUAUUAUAUAUUUAACUGCAGAUUCUCCCAAUGUUAUGACUACUUUCAAGCAUGACAAGAUUUACAUAGUGGGAUCUUUUGUCGAUAAGAACAUGCAGCCAGGCACAUCCCUAGCACAUGCAAAACGGUUCAAUCUAGCAACAGAAUGUCUUCCAUUGGAUAAAUAUUUACAGUGGGACACUGGUGGCAAAAAUCUCACCUUAGAUCAAAUGAUGCGUAUUCUUUUGUGUCUGAAAAACAGUGGUAGUUGGGAAGAGGCUCUGAAGUUUGUUCCACAAAGAAAACAUACUGGUUUUCUGGAGGUUUCUCAAUUUUCUCAGGCAUUUGUCAACAGACUGAAGAAGUCAAAGGCUUUUAAUUCAUUUCCAAAAGUCUCUAAUCGACACACACAAAAGGUGUUGUAAAGUGAUAGCUUAAAAAGUAAAUGGUCACAAUAUAUGUUAAGUCAAACCACCAUGUCUUAGAGUGAUGUUAAGUCAAUUAUUGUUCAGUAAAAGGGGUGAAAAAGCAAAUGGACUGGAAAUGCAGUUCUACUAGUCUGUUUCUUCCUGAAUGGAAUCACUUACUCUUUCUUUUAAAGUUUGUCUUUCCAAACUAACUCAAGUGUUGUGUCUUUCCACAGUUAAUAUCUGCAGAACUUUGGAAAUAUAUUUUGUUUACUAUAAAAAUAAGUUUAGUAAUCUUUGAAAGUAUAAAGUAUUGUCCAAGUUUGUUGAGCCCAAUAAAACAAUUGUACCAUUGA